AUGACAUCCGAAGCAACGAUCCCGGACAGCGAAAAAGUGCGAAUUGUCUCUGAUUUUCUACAACAUGCUCCACCUGGUGAAUUCAAUGAGGUUUUUAAUGCUGUUCGUAUGUUAUUGAACAAUGACCAACUGCUAAAGGAAGGAUGUGCGCAGGCUAUUACGAAAUACAAUGAGAGUCAAUUCGCUCCAGUGAAGUUAGAAGGAGUUGAGAAACAGACUCUUGUGACGCCGUUCAACGAUAUUGGUGGCGGUCGUUACGUAGAUGAUGCGUCAAAGAAGUCUUCAAGUAUGAUCACCUUCGCAAGGAAGCUACUGAUAAUCACGCUCAUCACAGCUGACAUCGGAGUGCUUCGGAAUCGUGGCGCGAUGCUUUGCAAAAGGAAUUAG
This is a messenger RNA of Ostertagia ostertagi, 387 nucleotides long. The record is from the annotation of a GenBank genome assembly. NCBI's taxonomy places the organism in Eukaryota, Metazoa, Nematoda, Chromadorea, Rhabditida, Trichostrongylidae.